GGCUCCAUGAUCUCCGCACUUCGCAACAACACUCCUUUAUGAACCGGUCAUCUAAUGUCCCCUAUCAACGUUAUCUCAAGAUGCUGCUCUUUGCAAGUCCUUCGGAAACGCGUGCAACCCCUUUACUUCUCAUGCGCUCACCCGCGCUUAACCGCUCCGACAUUCUGCGUUUUAUUCGCCCAUCAGCGUGCUCAUAUGCAGCAGACUCGCAUUUUUACCAUUCCGAAUGUGAUAACUCUCAGUCGAAUCGCCCUGACUCCCGUGGCGGCCCAUUGUAUUCUUUCUGAACGUUUGUCACUUGCUCUCAGCUUGAUCGUUAUUGCUGGAUUAUCUGACGCCCUGGAUGGUUAUGUGGCCAGAAUAUUUAAAAACCAACAGUCUUUGCUCGGAAGCUACUUGGAUCCGAUUGCUGACAAAAUAUUGAUCGCCACACUGGUCCUCUCUUUGGGCUGGGUCCACAUUUUGCCAGGUAGUUUGGCACUUUUGAUCGUCGGACGUGACUGUGCUAUCAUGAGCAUUGCCGGCUAUUUGAGCUAUUUAUCUUUACCGCCAUCUGUGAGACGGUUGAAUGUCAUUCGAAGAGACUACUCGCCAAUCGAAAUGAAAGCCUCUAACAUAAGCAAGGUGUUAUUUUAGAUACUCUUGGAACAAGAACGGAAUAUCAAUAGAUAUUGAUAAUUUUGGACUCUGUACAAUGUGCUAUAUCCUACUCUUGUCAGUUAGAAUGAGGACUCAUCAGCAGCCACAAGGUCUACACUCUGCUCCCGUACAAUCCUUGCAUGACCACCGACCUGCUCUCUGUAACAAAACUUAACACGGUCUGUCAACUUACGACCAUCGUACUCAGUAUAUCGGCGUCCCUCUUCAACCUCAAUGAUUCGCCCUAUCUUUAUGGGAUGUGGGCUUUUACCGCUGGGACGACACUGGCUUCUGGUGCUGAUUAUCUCAGGAAACUGCCGGAAUGGAGGCGGCUUGCAAUCGAACGAUCCAGGCGAGGUUUGAAAGGGCACAAUGACACACUGGACUCCUCGUGACUUGGAACCUGUUACAUCUGCCACAUGAAUCAUAUACAAAUCGUAAUAUAUUGCACACAUGUCCAACAACAAAUCACUAAAAACCCGAUUUUCUGUAUCAUGCCAGGUGCUUGAUGUAUAGCCGUUUCACUAGCACUGCAGUUUUGAAUUUACCAGCCUAACCCGCGGUUAGUGUAUCAUGCUGAUCACUUCCAGGUACCCCGAUCAUAUCGCGCUUCUGUAGUAUGCUAAUCAAUCACUCGAGUGGCGCUUGACUCCUUAGUUUGUCAUCAAGUAUGUCCAAAAUGAAAGAAAUUCGGUUUUGAAAUAACUUUACUGAGAAUACUCACUUGCAUACGCUGGCUGAUCAACGGAUCUUUCUAUCCAACAAGCUUGUACCACC
Messenger RNA from Dicrocoelium dendriticum, 1416 nucleotides. Lineage: Eukaryota; Metazoa; Platyhelminthes; Trematoda; Plagiorchiida; Dicrocoeliidae. The record is from the annotation of a GenBank genome assembly.